AAUGGCUCACUCCCGUUCUCAUUCCCUCAGUUCCUCUUCGUAUGGCUCUAUCGUGAAGGAUCAGCGUUCCCGAUCUGGUUGAGUGCGCUUCUGAAUCCGAAUAUCACCUGGCGAACCAAACAGUUCAGGCUCAGAUGGGGUGGCCGAAUAGAUGAUCGUCUGAUGGCAGCUGCAUCGCACUGGGAAACCGCUCCACUGAAAAGGGCCGUAGAAACAAUUCGGUAA
This is a messenger RNA of Anisakis simplex (herring worm), 225 nucleotides long. NCBI's taxonomy places the organism in Eukaryota, Metazoa, Nematoda, Chromadorea, Rhabditida, Anisakidae. The record is from the annotation of a GenBank genome assembly.